AUCUAGCGCAAAUAUUGGCCCAAAUAAAGCACCUCUAAUAUUUAUUGAGCUAAAGACGCAAGUGUUUUUCUCGAUUGAGGCAUUUCCGGUUUUUGAUGCAACAGCAUUGGCCGAUAAGCUGACCCUUGGGGGAUUCCUCUCUCGCUGUUUGAGGGCAAUUUAUUCCGGUGUGUCUGACUGAAAGGUAGUACGAGUGCGGAUUGUACGUUUGAUUGUGGUCUGCAUAAACAUAUAGUUUAAAGCGGCCGUGAUAACGGGGUAUAAGAGUUUAAAUAACCUUGGAUCAUCUUAGUUUAUUGUUUUGUGCGUGGCUUGAAAAUGCUAAAGUGGCGGCUUGUGACAAUUUGUUUUUUUUGCCUCGUUUAUGACUGGGUGAUUAGUACUUCACCACCAAUUUCAACAACCUUAGCUUCAAAAGACCCGAAAAUAACGCCCGCUGAGAGCCUAAUUAUCAACGAAACGGACCUAAUUAAAACAAACACUUUGCCGCAAACGACACCAACUACAGUCGAACCUAAUCCUAGCGAACCCGAUUGUCCGGUCUUGAAACCCAGUAUGAGUUCUUUAAGCCAGGACCAACUGACUACAAUUUUAACCAAUCCUUGUCGGUAUGACAAGCUUAGUAAGCCCCCAACUGAGGGGCCCUUGCCCGUUUAUAUGCAAAUUGACCUGACCCAUAUAGAAUCGGCCGAUCAGUUGCAAUUUAAGGCCCAUAUGUUGGUACAAUACUUGUACAAGGACUCUAGACUGAGAUAUAAGGAUGUGUUUCCCCAACGAGGGGAUUUAAUCGGGGAGGAACUCCUCAGGAGCAAGAUAUGGGUGCCCCAUGUCAUGGUACGUAACGAACGCGAUGCCAGAGUGAUGGGUAUCGAUGGUAAAGACGUAUUUGUGUUAAUAAAACCGACAGGAGAUGUGGUUUAUUCGUACAGAAUGACCGCAACUUUCUAUUGUUGGAUGAAUCUACAAAAAUUCCCUUUCGACACGCAAGAUUGUUACUUGCGAUGGGAUAGCUGUAAGUUCGGGGCUUUGUUACAACAAGGUUGGUGGUACUGUAUUUUAGGGACGUACAACACUACCAACUUAAUUCUACACUGGGAUAAGAACAAUCCGGUCAAAAUCGCAAAAAACUUGCAUUUGACCGAGUUUGUCCUCAGUGGGAGUUUACCACAGGAGACUGUAGUACCAGCCUCAUUCAAUAACGGAGCUUUCGUUGGCAACUUCAGCGAACUAGUUUUCAAAUUCACACUAAAACGCGAAGUUGGCUAUUACGUCAUGGACUAUUUUUUGCCCUCGAUUCUCCUCGUUUGUACUUCUUGGGUGACUUUUUGGCUGCAAGCCGACGCGUCAGCGCCUCGUGUCACGUUAGGCACUUCCACAAUGUUGGCUUUUAUCACACUAAACGGCGGAAUUAAUAAAAAUUUACCGAAAGUGUCAUACAUCAAAGCAAGCGAGAUUUGGUUCCUAGCUUGCGCUUGUUUCAUAUUUUGUUCAAUGGCGGAAUUCGCCUUCGUCAAUGUGAUUUGGAGACGCAAGAAAAAAGUGGAGUUGAAGGAACGUAGCGGUAAACACAUCCUUAAAGGCGCCCUUACGCCAAGUCUGGCAAGAAAACAAUUGCGAAAAGCUGAGUCUGUCAAUAGUUUGUACAAAACCCAGUCAUGUACGAGCUUAAACGGAAGCGAAAACGGAAGUAAAGAGUCACAUAAUAAUUAUUUGACAGUUCAUAGUUUUCCCGCCAGUAUGAAGGUACCAACCAUCACAACGCAAAGCAACGAUGACUUGAUCGGCGGCGAGGACAGUGUUACCACCAUCCCGGUGCCCGAUACCACCAGAAACAAACCACAAACGCAAGCAUGGCACACUAUGACGCCCCACGAAGUGGCCAACUGGAUCGACAGGAAAUCAAGAAUCGUGUUCCCGCUCGGUUUUCUCAUUUUUAACAUCAUGUAUUGGACUUUUGUUUACAUUCUGUAAACUUUGGCCUCACUUUUGUAUUUAUUCUAGUCUUCUGUCUCACCCUUAUUUAUUGCUUUUUCAAUAAAAAGUUUUUUCAA
Tribolium castaneum (red flour beetle) is the source of this 2051-nucleotide messenger RNA. Its product is annotated as cys-loop ligand-gated ion channel subunit. Lineage: Eukaryota; Metazoa; Arthropoda; Insecta; Coleoptera; Tenebrionidae. The transcript has 5 exons. Bases 319 to 1971 code for a protein of 550 amino acids. Gene Ontology annotation, biological process: signal transduction; chemical synaptic transmission; nervous system process. The record is from RefSeq and is a predicted model, not a curated record. Gene Ontology annotation, molecular function: transmitter-gated monoatomic ion channel activity involved in regulation of postsynaptic membrane potential; excitatory extracellular ligand-gated monoatomic ion channel activity; chloride channel activity. Gene Ontology annotation, cellular component: plasma membrane; synapse; neuron projection.